UGCACUUCAUACGUGAGGCUCUGAGCGAUCAAGGCACGACUUCUAAAGAUCAAGACACAACAAACAACGUUCUCUGGUGCUUUUUGGAUCUAUUUUAAAAUCAGACCUAUCAACUGACAAGGAUGUCCUUAGUUGGAAACUUCCUGACUGACGAGCAGUUCCUGUGCUCAAUCUGCCUUGAUGUGUUCACCAACCCUUCGUCCACACCGUGUGGCCACAGCUUCUGCAUGGCCUGCAUCAACAGAUACUGGGACGGAUCUAAGGUUUGUCAGUGUCCUCUGUGUAAGAAGACCUUCCAGAAGCGACCAGAACUCCAGAUCAACAGGACACUGCGAGAGAUUACCGAUCAGUUCAGAUCUAUGACCGGAGGAGGAGUGGGGAGGGACAAGAGAGGGGGGAAAGGAGGAGGAGGAGGAGGAGGAAAAAACCAUUAUGUACUGGACAAUUUAUUUGAUGAACUGAAGAAAAAGCUGCCUCGACCUCCUCUAAAAACAUCAGCGACAAUAUCCUGUGAUACUCAAGCUAUGCCCAUCCUGACACCACCAGUCACAACCUCCCUGGCUUCUUCGGUACCAAAUGACAGUCCAAUCUCUGCCCAUACCAACCCCUUCGCACCGCUUCCACCGCCUCCCCAUUACUCCCGCUCCAAGGGCCGGAGAAGGUUCACCAUGAGUGGGGCUUUGAGCAGCUGCAGCCUCCCUGUCUGUGAUAUCCACAACAGAGGAUUAGUGAUUUACUGUCGGACUGACCAAGAAUCGAUCUGUCCUGAAUGUGAGCUCCACGACCAUGCGGGUCACGACACAGUUACUCUCGAAGCUGAAUGGAUGGAAACCAAGGGCCAGCUAAGUGUGUCGGAGCAGGAGAUCCAGGAGAUGAUCAAACAGCGAAUCAAGAAGAUCGAGAAGAUCAGACUGUCCGUGGCUGAUCUGGAUCUGGCAAUUGAGCAAGAGACGGCGGGCAGCGUGUGCCUGUUUUCUGAGCUGAUGUCUGUCAUCGAGCGCUCCCAGAGGGAGCUGAUGGAGGUGAUGGAGAUGAGCAGGAGGGCGGCCGAGCAUCAGGCCGACGCCCUGAUACGACAGCUGGAGCUGGAGGUUGAAGAACUGCGGAGGAGAGAAAGCGCCCUCGCCGAGCUCGCCCAAUCUGAUGACUACUUGCACUGUGUCAAGACAUUCCCCAUGCUCUCCAGCCCUCCACCUGCCAAAGACUGGUCUGGGGUGUCGGUGAACUCUGACCUGGGGACAAGGACCAUCUACAGGUCGCUAGCAGCAGUGAUGGAGAGGUUCCAGGAGGAGCUAAAGGUUAUCGCCGAAACAGGUUUUCCUGCCUCAACAUUGGAACCCUGUCCGAUCCGACCACAGCCCAGAAUAAAGAGAAUACAGGAGUAUGCAGUGGAUGUGACUCUGGACUGCAACACUGCCCAUCCCAGACUGAUUCUCUCAGAGGACAUGAAGAGUGUGAGGUGUGGAGAUCGACACCAGCUGGUUCCAGACAAUCCAGAGAGGUUUGACAGAGUCGUCUGUGUUGUUGGGAGGGAGGCUAUCUCCUCUGGGAAACACUACUGGGAGGUGGAUGUGGGCGGGAAGACGGACUGGGAUCUGGGCGUGGCCAGACAAUCAGUCAACAGGAAGGGGAAGAUUGAAGUUACUCCAAGCAACGGAUACUGGUUCCUCAGCCUGAGAGACAAGAACAAGUACGCCUUUCGCUCUGAGCCGUGCACUGACGUCCAGCUGAGCCUCAGACCCCAGAGGAUUGGGAUAUUUGUGGACUAUGAGAAAGGACAGGUGUCUUUCUACGACGUCGAUGCCAAAGUCCACAUCUACACAUUCAACGACACUUUCACUGAAUGCAUCUUCCCGUUCUUCAGCCCCUGUACUAAUAAAUCUGGGAAGAACGAUGGGCCGCUGAUUAUAGCGCCAGUCAACAUUACAUAGUGACAGACCGACCAGGAGCGUCUCUAGGAUUUGAAGACAUUGGGGGCUCAGCCCAGACCUCUGACAUGGGGGCAGGAUUUUAUU
Messenger RNA from Epinephelus lanceolatus (giant grouper), 2015 nucleotides. RefSeq names its product E3 ubiquitin-protein ligase TRIM39. The record is from RefSeq and is a predicted model, not a curated record. Lineage: Eukaryota; Metazoa; Chordata; Actinopteri; Perciformes; Serranidae. Gene Ontology annotation, molecular function: protein binding; zinc ion binding.